This is a messenger RNA of Dissoconium aciculare CBS 342.82, 1251 nucleotides long. Its product is annotated as N2227-domain-containing protein. Gene Ontology annotation, molecular function: S-adenosylmethionine-dependent methyltransferase activity. NCBI's taxonomy places the organism in Eukaryota, Fungi, Ascomycota, Dothideomycetes, Mycosphaerellales, Dissoconiaceae. The transcript has 2 exons. Bases 1 to 1251 code for a protein of 416 amino acids. The record is from RefSeq and is a predicted model, not a curated record.
AUGGCUGUAGAACAGCAGAACACCGGAACACAAGAAUAUGGGUUUGACCCUUUGUCUGAUCCACAGGAGGCGCGCAUCCUAUAUGCCACCCUGGACUCCUUCCGACAAUAUCGACGAGCCGCACACUACAACAUUACCCACAUCCGACGACAAUCGUUCUAUGCUUUACCAUCAGCUCAAAAUGAUGUGCUAUCGUCGCCACCCAUCUCGAUGCUGAAAACUUUUGCUGCAGUAGAUCGAGCAAUAGAAAGCAAUGCUGAGAUUGCUGAAGCAAUCCUUGCCGUAGGUCUUCCUUCGUUCGGCAUCGCAGCUGAGGAUCAUCGAUGGAAAAACUGUGCAAGACCUAGCGAUCUAGACAAAGCUCGCUCAACGAUACGCCAAAUGUAUCGCGAUUGGGCGUUUGAAGGAUUGCCAGAGCGGCAAGCCGCUUUUGUUCCAAUCAUGUCAGCGCUCGAAAAGCAUUUUUCGGAUCUUGCUCCGAGUGAGCGGCACCAAUGCAAGGUGCUUGUGCCGGGCGCAGGACUUGGUAGGCUUGUCUUUGAGCUUUGUGCAGCUGGCUGGACAGUCGAAGGCAAUGAAAUAUCCUAUCAUCAGCUGAUUGCCUCGAAUUAUAUUCUCAAUUUAGUCGGUGGUGCUGGCGCGCACAAGCUUCACCCGUGGGCUCUGAAUUUCAGCAAUCACAAGUCUCGAGCGCAUCAACUACAAGCUGUUCGAAUACCCGAUGUCAAUCCGGUUGAAUAUCUAGAGGAAGCUUCGACAAGAUUGGCAUCAGAGGUGCAUUAUAGCGAUCGUAUGACGAUGACGGCAGGAGACUUCUGUGUGCUCUAUCGUCAAUCGGAGCAUCGAGAACGCUUCAAUGCCGUGACCACCUGCUUUUUCAUCGAUACUGCGCCGAAUGUCAUUAAUUACAUUGAGACCGUAAGGUUUUGCUUAGCAGCUGGUGGCAUCUGGAUCAACCUUGGGCCACUCCUGUGGCAUUUUGAAAGCGGCCCUACUCCUGCCGAGAUUGAAAAGCAAUCAGGUAGGACGAAGAAAGGACCGCGGAAGGAUGGUAAUGUGGACAUCGAUGCAGGGAUUGGCGAACCUGGAUCGUUCGAACUCUGCAACGAUGAAGUGCUUGCUCUUCUCGAGCACUACGGCUUCGAUGUCAUUGAGCACAGAGAUGCUCCCCCGACUGGAUAUAUCCAAGAUUCUGCGAGCAUGUUACACAAUGUGUAUCAUCCGACUUUCUGGAUCGCGAGAAAGCGAUAA